Molecule: messenger RNA, 333 nt
Organism: Ailuropoda melanoleuca (giant panda)
Lineage: Eukaryota; Metazoa; Chordata; Mammalia; Carnivora; Ursidae
Product: 60S ribosomal protein L27-like
Exons: 1
Coding region: 1-333 (110 amino acids)
Biological process (GO): translation
Cellular component (GO): ribosome
Molecular function (GO): structural constituent of ribosome
Source: RefSeq, a predicted model, not a curated record
AUGGGCAAGUUCAUGAAACCCAGGAAGGCAGUGCUGGUCCUGGCCAGACACUACUCCAGAUGCAAAGUGGUCAUUAUGAAGAACAUUGAUGAUGGCACUUCAAACCAUCCCUACAGUCAUGCUCUGGUGGCUGUAAUUGUCUGCUAUCCCUGCAAAACGACAGCUGCCAUGGACAAGAAGAAAAUUGCCAAGCGGUCAAAGAUCAAGUCUUUUGUGAAAAUUUAUAACUACAGCCACCUCAUGCCCACAGGAUACUCUAUGGAUAUCCUCUUGGACAAAACUGUUGUCAACAAGGAUGUCUUCAGAGACCCUGCUCUUAAACGCAAGGCCUAA